AAGAGCCCUUCCUUCCCCGCCGUUUCCAGACGAGUACGAGGUUACCUGCUAUUUUCCCGCCCAUAAAUUCUAUCCUGCCCUUUCUUCAUACCCGGAAAAUGUCCUUCUUCGAGAAAUAGAGGGCUGCAGCUUCGGCUGCAUUCUUUUGUCACUAUCUGAUGUGACAAGGGCCACCUGCCAGUCUAGUAGACUCGUUUGCUUCAAUUCACGCCCACAGCCCCGCUAUGCCUCACAAAAAGCAAAGAAGGCCUAACAAUGUCCCUCAAAAUGGCACUUCGACCGGAGAGAACCGGUCGCCCAUACUUGAGGGCUCGCCCACCAAGGGGCCGGCCCUGGGAACCACAAACUAUAGAGAAAUCCAUGAGGACGAAGCGGACGCUCUGCGAUCAAUAUAUGGAGAGGACUUCCAAGAGGUAGAGCAUAGACAGGGAGCCUGGAAGCAAUCCUCGGAAGUCACGUUCAAGUUGUGCCUCAGAGCCUCCUCGAAUCCCAAUGUCAACGUCUCUCUUCUCGUUGAACUGCCAGCGACUUAUCCUAAGACUGUACCUAACCUGAAGGUCGAGAACUUGGACGAUAUUCGUCGGCAUGCAAAGACAAAGAUAGAAGAUGUUAUAAAGACAAAACCAAAGGAAUUACUCGGGGCAGAGAUGAUAUACGAACUCGCUGUAAAUAUCCAGGACGUCCUAGAAGAUGCGGCACUUGCGCAAGCAGGUGACAAGGAUAUUCCCAGUCUCGAAGAGGAACGCAUUGAACAAGAAACCGCUGCCAUUCAACAGGCAGAGCUGCAACGAAAAGAAGAGCUACGCAAGCAAGAAGCAGCUUCAGAGGAGGAAGAACGAGCACUACAGCGGCUUCUCGAGGACAAAAUUAGGCAGCGUGAGCGAACAAAAGCUCGAGAUUCACGGCGCAAGAGCCGUUCCGCUGCGUUGGAUAUGGAUGAUAAUCUCGAAGAUAGUUCUUGUUAUAUCUCAUUCGACCCACCAUUGAUCAUGAACGACAGCGAGGAUCGACCAUUAGCUUUCAGAGCAGUUUCUGGCAAAACUUUGCUUCGGUCGUCUCCAAACAAAGAGACAUUCACUGUCAGACCACUAGUGUCCGAGAAUCGCAGUCGUGCGCCUCUUCUCGUACUAAAGGAGAUCUUCCUCGACGAGAAGGGCCAAGAGACCUUGACCUUUCGGCAACAGAUGCGAACCAGUGAAGACAAGCUAGAAGCAUUGAAGAAAUUGCAUCACCCAAAUAUUGUGACUUUUAUCGGCUUCAAGAUCUGCCGCCCAGUAAGCAACCAUGAUUCGUCAGAUCAAAGUUGGCAGGUAUAUUCUCUCUUUGAAUACGCCAACAAAGGGUCGCUUUCUGAGCUCUUGGAUUUAGUCAAUACAGUAUCAGUAGACUCAAUUCGUUCAUGGAUGAUACAAUUACUGGAGGCACUGGAUUUUUAUCACCGAAACGGGGUUGUACAUGGCAACAUUCAUAGCGGCCGUGUGAUGCUCUUCCGACACGCUACUGGAAGUACUGCUGUCAAACUUUUAGGAAAUAUUGAAGAAGCUCUCCCAAAAUACAGAGAUCAAAAACAGACCCUGGCAACAUCGAAAUCGCCGUUCUGGCUUCCUCCAGAAGUUACCCAGAAUGAUGCACAUUCAACUGCCAAGACAGACGUUUGGGAUCUUGGUAUCGUGCUCUUACAAAUGGGCUUCGGAAAAGAUAUAUUACAUCGCUACACAUCUGCUAAUGCCGUGAUGAGCAGUUUGGAUCUGUCCGCGCCGUUGCAAGAUCUUCUAAGAGAAAUCUUUAAAUCAGAUCCAAAGAAGCGUCCAACAGCUUUUCAACUUCAGCCUUCGGAGUUCUUCCGCGUCGGUGCCCCUUUGCUCGAAAAUUCUCCAACCACCCAUUCCACGUCACUUUCAAGGCGACCACGCGUUGAUUCCCAAGUCGGCAUGCCAGCUUUCUCGCGCUACGCACAUGAUUUCGAUGAGUCGGGCCGGCUUGGAAGAGGAGGAUUUGGUCAAGUCGUCAAGGCACGCAAUAAACUUGAUGGUCGCUUUUACGCUGUGAAAAAGAUUUGCCAAAAUUCAGCCAGUGCAUUAAAAGAUACACUCUCUGAAAUUAUGCUACUUUCCAGACUCAAUAAUCCCUAUGUAGUGCGGUAUUAUACCGCAUGGCUUGAAGAAGAUUUCGAAACAAUCGACGAAGAUGCUGUGUCAUCGACCGAAGGCGAUUCGUUUGGGAACGGGGAUCUUGGAGCAAGUACAAGUGGUCUAGACUUCAUUAGUUCUAGCGGAUACCCCCAGGUUGAGUUUGGCUACGAUACUGAAGAAGACAUUGGAGCAUCAACAGAUCAAAAGGAUAUUAAUUCCAAACCAGUGGUCAGCUCACAGGCAGAUCCGGCAAUUGAAGUUAGUCGAGUUCGCUCUGGAUCACAGGGUCGACCUGCCACUACAACAUUGUACAUUCAGAUGGAAUAUUGUGAAAAGCACACUCUUCGUGAUUUAAUUCACAACGGUCUUUAUGAUGAUAUUGAUCAGUCCUGGCGUCUUUUUCGUCAGAUUUUGGAUGGAAUUAGCCACGUCCACAGCCAUGGCAUCAUCCAUAGGGACUUGAAACCAGAUAACAUUUUCAUAGACGUUGCAAAUAACCCUCGGAUCGGUGAUUUUGGGUUAGCUACAAGCGGACAGUUUACAACAGCAGUAAGAUCAUCCGCAGCAGCAGAUGAUAUUACUGGAAACUUCACUCGCAGCAUUGGCACGACAUACUACGUCGCACCAGAAAUCAAAUCGACCUCUACAGCUCAAUACAAUGAAAAAGUCGAUAUGUAUUCUCUUGGUGUUAUCUUCUUCGAAAUGUGUUAUCCAUUGCGAACGGGCAUGGAACGAGACCAUACAUUACAAUCCUUACGUGAAAAGAACCAUGUUCUGCCUUCGAUUUUCCAGCAAGCGGAAAAAGCCAUUCAGGGUGAAAUCAUCGAUUCGCUCCUUAGUCAUCGCCCCAGUGAACGCCCUUCAGCUUCGGAACUUCUUCAAAGUGGCAAAAUACCUUUACAAGUGGAAGAAGAAACAUUCCGUAAGGCUAUAAUCGGACUUCUCUCUGAUCCAAAUUCACCCGAUUACAAGAAAAUUCUAUCGGCAAUCUUUUCCCAAUCCCCGAAGAAGAUUGAGGAUAUGACGUGGGAUAUGGAUUCGCGUGGCGCUCCCGAAGCGAACGAGUUGUUCAUCCAGGGUCUCGUAAAAGAGAAGUUAAUACAGAUAUUCCACCGUCAUGGUGCUGUGGAAACAACGAGACAAUCCCUGUUUCCUCGGUCGGGUCAUUAUAAUAAUAAUGUUGUGAGGUUAUUGGAUUCCUCUGGAAACAUGCUACAACUUCCUUUUGACUUAACAUUGCCCAAUGCCCGCGCCAUUCCUCGACAAGAUCCUUCUCUUGAAAAGACUUUUGCAUUUGGACGGGUUUAUAGGGAGUCUCCGCAUGGUGGUGAACCAAGAUCACAUCGAGAAGCCGAUUUUGAUAUUGUCUCCUAUAACACACUUGAUCUUUCUCUGAAGGAAGCAGAGGUCAUCAAAGUCCUUGACGAGAUCAUUGAAGAAUUUCCGGUUCUCAGGUCUGCUUCUAUGUGCUUCCACAUCAAUCAUUCCGACCUCCUCCAAACUAUAAUGGAAUUCUGCCGAAUCACACCGGCUCAAAUUCCUAGCACGAAGGAAGUUCUCAGUCGGUUAAAUGUUGGAAAGUGGACGAUGCAGAAAAUUAGGAGCGAGCUCCGGUCCCCCACAAUUGGUGUAGCAUCGACUUCUUUAGAUGACUUAGCUAGAUUUGACUUCCGAGACACCCCAGACAAAGUCCAGCAGAAACUACAAACGAUUAUGGAAGGUAGUGAGUUUGCUGAUAGGUUAACGCCUAUUUUCGCGCGUUUGAAGGCUUUGGUAUCAUACAUCCAUGGCUUUAAUGUUAAACGAAAGGUCUAUAUCAGUCCACUUGGCAGCCUUAACGACAAGUUCUUCCGAGGCAGUAUCCUCUUUCAAUGUCUUUUUGACAAUAAACGUCGAGAUGUAUUUGCUGCGGGAGGGAGGUACGACAGAUUGAUACAAGAGUUAAGCCCGAAACUGUUAUAUAGUCGCUCUCAGGCGCAUGCAGUUGGCUUCAACCUUAGCUGGGAUAAGUUGAGUACUUCGAUGACUGAGUAUCUCAAGACUUCUACGAAGACUUUCAUAAAGCACAUCGAGCACGAUGUUGAGAGCUAUUGGCGAUCUCGACGGUGUGAUGUCCUUGUCGCAAGUUUCGAUCCGACUGUUCUUCGCACUGAGGGCCUGCGAAUUGUACAAGAACUCUGGACCCACGAUAUAAUUUCCGAACUGGCAGUUGAUGCACCAUCGUUCGAAGACCUUAUAGCUCACUACAAAGAGGACAGCCACACAUGGGUUGUCAUUGUUAAAGGUGAUACCAAGGAACGUGCACUAAAAGUCAAGAACCUUGUCAAGAAGGAAGAAUUCGACGUACGAAGCUCUGAAUUGGCGACCUGGCUUCGUACAGAACUUCGAACGCGGAACCAUCGUGAAAAUUGGACUGAAACCCCAAAACUCGUCAGAAACACUAGCCAAGCCGACACUGGUGGCUCUAGUGGUGAUCGUGUCAAUGAUGUGCGCUUCGUUAUUCCACAGCAUCGGAAUAAGAAGACAAAUCGAAGGAACAUCAUUGAAUCAGCUCUUCUACGCUCGCGGGAACUUGUAGACAAAGCUCUCAACGGACCCAUUGUUGCCGUUGAUAUCAGAGAUGACCUUUUAGAUGCCAUUCGCGACACAAGAUUAAGCGACCCUGAUAGUUGGCGUACUGUGAUUCAGAAUGCUCCCCUCACAGAGCGAAAGUAUCUCGGACAGGCUCAUGAACUGCUUCACGACGUUGCGAACGAAUACCGUACGCCAAAAGAUGGAAAAGAAGGAUACAGCAAUGUUUUUAUUUAUAACUAUCGCACCGGAUCGUGUAUCUAUUACGAUCUGGGGCGACCAACGUAGUGGUUUCUGCACCAAAUGAUGCCUGCACUCCCAGAACUACUCAGUUCAUAAUCUAUUUAUUUGCGACGACACUGAUAAAAAAUUAUUCAAGUCAU
Messenger RNA from Talaromyces proteolyticus, 5086 nucleotides. Its product is annotated as anticodon binding domain of tRNAs-domain-containing protein. The transcript has 7 exons. The record is from RefSeq and is a predicted model, not a curated record. Gene Ontology annotation, molecular function: protein binding; eukaryotic translation initiation factor 2alpha kinase activity; ATP binding. Bases 225 to 4991 code for a protein of 1588 amino acids. Lineage: Eukaryota; Fungi; Ascomycota; Eurotiomycetes; Eurotiales; Trichocomaceae. Gene Ontology annotation, biological process: DNA damage checkpoint signaling; regulation of translational initiation by eIF2 alpha phosphorylation.